Molecule: messenger RNA, 219 nt
Organism: Aspergillus bombycis
Lineage: Eukaryota; Fungi; Ascomycota; Eurotiomycetes; Eurotiales; Aspergillaceae
Exons: 3
Coding region: 1-219 (72 amino acids)
Source: RefSeq, a predicted model, not a curated record
AUGAAGCUCUCCACCAUCCUUGCCGCAACCACAGCUCUCCUGACCGGUGCCAAUGCCGCCGUACCGCGUCUUGCAGAGGUCCAUAGCACCGAUAUUUGCUGGAGGGUCUGCUUUCCGGAGAAGCCACAUUGUCCUGACGGAUGGCAUGACAAGAAAUUCGGCAGCGACGAGGAUGAUGAUUCAUUGACCAGCAAGCUUGAUCUGUUUUGGCAGGCGUAA